ACACUAUCAUGCUAUCUGUACGAAUUCGACACAGGACGUAGCCGCGUGGUUUUGAAGGGGCUUUUCCAGGUCACCGACAGAACCACGACAUAGAAUUGGCACUUCAGCUCGAACCGAUUGUGGCACUUUGGUCGUGGAGCUCCGCACAGCAAUCGAACGAACGCGAUGACUUGUCAAAUGGCCACCAGUGAUUUCAAUCGAACAAGAUGGUCACCUCGUUUGAUCGAAGAGCCACAUGUGGAGGUGACGAAAGGAUCACUGCGGUGCAGCAGUUGGAGCAAGAAGACGGUCGAUAUUGAUUGUAUUCGUGAUGCGAGACAGCCCCCCACCGGCCAGCGCCCUCGCAUAUCGCUGACUAUUCGAUGUACGAACGAUACAACCAUCAACCACAAAACCCAGCCCCGCCAAAGGCAGCAACACACAAAGUUGGGGUCGUGCAUGCUUCAGCUGUUGGGUUGCGAUGCUCCAGGCAUAUCGCAGUUUACAUUUACUUGGACUUGAAACGAAGCCCCACAAGAUUCACCAAGAUUCAUGUGGUCAGGAACAACGUCACUGGAAUCGUCGAA
Molecule: messenger RNA, 566 nt
Organism: Aphanomyces invadans
Lineage: Eukaryota; Oomycota; Saprolegniomycetes; Saprolegniales; Verrucalvaceae
Exons: 1
Coding region: 166-501 (111 amino acids)
Source: RefSeq, a predicted model, not a curated record